Molecule: messenger RNA, 678 nt
Organism: Mustela erminea (ermine)
Lineage: Eukaryota; Metazoa; Chordata; Mammalia; Carnivora; Mustelidae
Exons: 4
Coding region: 13-678 (221 amino acids)
Source: RefSeq, a predicted model, not a curated record
ACUCUUUUAAAAAUGGGUGUCGAUACCCAGUGCAGCAGACAUAGGCUUCAAACUCCAGCAUCAUCACUGACCCUCUGCAGUGAUUGCCUAAGAUCCAAAUCCUCCUUGCUGAGCAGACUAGACACCUUCUCCAUAGAACCCUCCAUGACAAAUAGUGAUGCCCUAGAAUCCUAUGUAAUCUCAGCAAGGAAAAGAACGAACUUCACCAUUCGCAAGGGUGACUGGCCGGGCUUGCAGAGAGAAGAGACCACCUUCAGAGCUCUCCUCCUGGAGGGGAACCCAGUGGAGGAAGAUCAAGAGCGGGAGUCCCAGGACACAGGCAACGAGGGCUAUCAUAAGUGUGUGGAGACCAGCAGUGUGGUGCAGUCCUGCCUCAAUGGGAGACUCACUCCCAGGCUCACAGUGGCUGGUGGCCUUACGGAGGGACUCCAGGAGAAUCGAGGAAUGGCCAGAAGAAGCUUCCUCAAAGCAUAUUCUGAAGACUACAACAUCUACUUUGUCACGUGGUAUGCUUGUGAGUUCCUGAAACAAAGAUCACCCUGGAGUGGUGAAUGUCUUCCCUUUCUCCUCUGUGUUUACCCUCCCAAGUCUUUCUUAAGUGCUCUGACCCUCGGCCUUGCUACUGACAGAUCCAUAGCUCCGGCCUGGCCUUGGCAACCAUCCAUAGCACUCCAAUAA